Styela clava is the source of this 3364-nucleotide messenger RNA. RefSeq names its product acylamino-acid-releasing enzyme-like. Gene Ontology annotation, molecular function: serine-type endopeptidase activity. Lineage: Eukaryota; Metazoa; Chordata; Ascidiacea; Stolidobranchia; Styelidae. The record is from RefSeq and is a predicted model, not a curated record. Gene Ontology annotation, biological process: proteolysis.
UAGUUCAUGAUAUUUUUAAAAUACUGAUACGAAUCCAGAAAAAAGAUGGAUAUAAAAAUGGAAAAAGUUGUGGAUGUUUACAGAGAAAUUGCUGCAAUACCAACCAUUUUGAGUUGCAAUAUAUGGAAAGAUGAGGAUUCGCAGUAUGACCUUGAGAGUGUCUGGCAGCAACGUGAUCUUGAAAGAGAAGAAAACAUAAAAUAUGUUAAGUCUUGUUGCUUCAAAAUUGACGGUGAUAUCAUCAAAGAUGUCACUCAAUUUCCUCCAAAUGAGUUGACCAAAGAGCUUCUUGUAAAAUAUUCUUCUUGUGGAAAUAUGAAAGCCAUAGUUAGAGAAGUAUUGGACAAGAACAAUAAGAAGGUUCAAUACAUAGAGGUAUGGGACAAAUUCAAAAAAAUUUUGAAUAUUAAUUUAAAGGAUAUUGAUAAGCAUGGUGACGUGAUCAGUAAUGAUCAAUUUGGUUCACUAGAAUGGUCAAAAAAUGGAAAGAAGAUUUUAUACAUUGCUGAAACUAAGAAACCUAAGACAAAGUCUUUUUUCAAAUCAACUAGCAAGAAAGAGGAUGACUGUGAGCCUGGAAAUGAGCAUGUCAUGUACGAUUCAUGGGGCGAACAGAUGGAUGGUGCUCACAGACCUACUGUAUGUGUACUUGAUCUGUCAAAUAAAGAAAUCACAGUUUUUUCCGAAGUUAUCCCUCCGGAUGUCUCAGCUGGCCAGGCUUUUUGGCAUCAUGAUUGUGAAUCUGUUAUAUUUAUUGGAUGGAUGCAAAAACCAUACAGACUUGGUCUUCGUUAUUGCCCUAUUCGUCAAUGUGCCUUGUAUUUUUUACAUACAGAUAAAAAGAACUGCAAGAUAUUGUCUGGAGAUGACCAAUCUGUUCGAUCCCCACGUUUGCAUCCUAAGGACAAUACAAUUGUGUUUGUGGAAAAUCGUGUAGGAGGGCCACACAUGCAAUGUUCUAGACUUAUGUCUCUAAACUUGCCAUCAUGGGAAGACGACUCUCAAGAACUUGCACAGCAGAAUGUCAUCAUCGAUCUUGUAAAGUCUUCUAAAUCUGAGAAUGAUUUUCCUGGUCUUUACUUUAUGAAUUUACCAAGCAAUUGUUGGAGUAUUGAUUGCAAUUAUAUUUUCUUAGCAAGUAUCUGGAGAUCUCACACUGUUGCUUUGGUUGUAGAUCUUAAGAACAGUCAAGUGAAGCGACUAACUUCUACAGGUAAUACAUCUGUCUUAGAUGUAAAGAAUGAUGUCAUUGUUGUAAGUCAUUCUACCCCAACCAUUCCUCCAGAACUAAGAAUUGCAAAAUUUGAAAAAGAUAAAGAUAUGAAUUGGACAACUGUCAUACAACCUUGUAAACCGAUUGAUGACAUGAAAUGGUCUGUUCAUUCAUUCACGCCGGAAUUAGAGAAUUCACAAUAUCCUGAUGUUGAUAUUGAAUAUAUUUUAUACCAGCCAAUGACACCGAAGGCAAAUAACAGAGCAUUGGUGGUAUUUCCACAUGGUGGUCCGCAUUCUAACAGUUCUGCUGGUUUUCUGAACAGUUUUGUUGGCAUGUGCAAACUUGGCUUUACUGUUGUUAACAUAAAUUAUAGAGGCUCUCUUGGUUUCGGCAAUGAUGGUGUCUACUCUCUUCCAGGUAGAAUCGGGAAACAAGAUGUCAGCGAUGUUCAUCAAGUGUCGAAAAAACUGAAAGAAGAAUUGGGCUCUACUAGAGUUUUUGUAACGGGUGGAUCACAUGGGGGAUUCCUAUCAUUGCAUUUAAUUUCGCAAUUUCCAGAUUUUUAUUCUGCUACAGUAGUCAGAAAUCCUGUGGUAAACCUUGCUCUCAUGUCUGAUUCAACUGAUAUACCAGAUUGGUGUUAUUGUGAACGUGGAACAGAGUUUCAUUUCAAGACAUUACCAAGCACAGAUUCAUACUCCGCUAUGCUGGGUAUGUCUCCCAUUUUCCACAUUGAAAAAGCAAAAGCACCUGUAUUACUUAUGCUUGGAGAUUGUGAUCUGAGAGUCCCACCUUCACAAGGUAAAGGAUGGGCACAAAAAUACAGAGCUCUCGGUAAGGAAUGUAAAGUGUUGUUAUACAAAGACAACAAUCAUACUUUGAGCAAAGUGGAUGCUGAAGCAGAUGGAUUUGUGAAUACAAUAUUGUGGUUCCAAAAAUAUCAGAACACUUUAAACUAAAUCACUUCAAUAGAAUUACUAUUUUUAUUGUGUAUUAUACAAUGUACCGUAAUUGAAUUUUGUGAUUAUGGUCACGCAGACUUCGUUCUUCGCCAAAUUAUAAUUUUGUUCUUUGUUGCAAUUUUUUCAUUCAUCAGGUUAUGAUCUAAUUUAUAAAUUUCUUUUAUAAAAUGCUGAUUUAUAUUGUGGUAAAAUUUCAGUUUAAAUAGCCAGUCCUAUUUCGAUAUGGUACAUAAAUUUGUAAAGUUAGUAUUGUUUUGAUCAAAGAUGUCCAUUUUUCAUAUUAACCAGCAUUUGUUUAUUUUUAAUAUUGAAUUCAUUUUUUUUUUUUCUGAUAGAAAUACAAAAUGUUUUUGUAAAAAGUUUCAAUUCAAUCAUUUUCAUAAUUAUGUACUCCAGAGUGUGAUUGUUAAUCAGAAUUAUGUUACUUCAGUGAAUAGGUACGGUAGUUUUUUUUUCAUAAUGGUAUUGGUAUCUAUUUGAUUUCUGUUGUAAAUUGAAAUCAUGGACAAAAGUUGCUCUGGCUUGGCACACCUCAUUAAAUUUUGAUUUUUUUGAUUACAUAGGCUAUGUGUGAUUCCUAGUAGUAUACCGUAUUUAUGUUACAAAUACAUACCGGUACCGGUACUGUUAGAUAGAUUUUAUUUUUGAUUGUUACCGUAUGUCAGUAUGUAACUGAUUCUGUGCAGGAGCAAGUUUGCUUAUUUGGAUACGUUACCAUUACACAAAAAUACAAUUUGAACAACGUUACUUGUACAAGCGUAUUUGCCUAUACAAAUAUGACCUCUCUGACAGGAUUACAGACUUUCGCCCCAGACUUGACCUGCUGUCUUUUACGACUGCAAUAUGGUUUGAGUUACCUUUUUUUUUUGUUUAUCUUCCCUUCGGAGUUGUUUAAAAAUAACAAAAUCUAAAUACACAAAUGUUUAUAAAUUUAGUUACCAUAUUUCUUCACUACAGUAGCAACAUACACCUUUAACCCCCGUACUAUGCCCAAAUGUCCAACAAAUACGCAUGUAUUUAUACAUUCAGAUAUUAAUUAAUAAUUAAUAUUUUUAAACAACUCCCAAGGUGGAUGUAAAAUAAAAUCUUGCGAACACUCUUGGCAAUAAUAUUCAUUAUCUGCAUUAAUUUCACUAUCAAACCUGCAUACUGUCAUAGCAUUUGAUGUGAUAUUUCUCUUCUAAGA